This is a messenger RNA of Pyrenophora tritici-repentis Pt-1C-BFP, 1467 nucleotides long. Lineage: Eukaryota; Fungi; Ascomycota; Dothideomycetes; Pleosporales; Pleosporaceae. The record is from RefSeq and is a predicted model, not a curated record.
AUGAUGUGGACAAAGGAUGAUGAAAAAGGACGGCUCUUCUCGAGCGCUAUGGAGCAUGCGGCCGAGGACUACUACGAUAUGCCGAUUGAGUUGUUGCCGUCUGCGAACUUUGCGGGUCGGCCUAUGAGUGAUAUUAGUAUGCUGGAUGGAUUGUGGACUAUGAUUGUUUCGUCUUCUUCAGGAGAAGACGGGGCGGAUGAGGAGGAACUGCAAACCCAAUCGAGGCCGUCGCAAACGCAAGAGUCGCCAAAGACACAAAAGGUCACUAUCGUAUCACAAAUUGGCGACAAUGUCGAUAUGGAUCGUCCGCGAUUACGGAAAAAGGCACAAACAGCUCCUCCAGGCGGAUUCGAUACAUCAACAGUACCACCCCCUAAGCCGAGACGAGCCAUUAGUACAAGACUAGGCUAUUCGAAUACGGUCAAAAGGAGACAGCCCAAACCAUAUGACGAGAUUAAAGGCUCUCUGACUGCGAGGUCAAUAGAAAGUGACAUGAGGACGGGCCCACAGAAACCAUUACCAGCACUACCAGCAUACGACGACGACGCGAUAUCUCCCAGGACCACGCGGCCCCCCGGUUCCUUCUCCUCGAAAGCACGAGUGCAGGAAACGUUGAAACAGAAGCAGCUUGGGACAUUGGAUACUGCCUUGGCAGAUUACGACUUCAGGAGACUGCCUACCUCACCAGGCUCAAUGCUUGCCACACCACGAGAGUUGUACGCAAUACCUGAGCAGGUUGCGACAAGUAGUAGCUUGGAUAGUCCUCGCGCGGCACGUUCGUGGCGGAACUCGGCAAGACAACUCUCGCCCAAGACAGGCUCGACGCGAUCAAACGUACGAGUGGCUGACACGUUAAAGCAAAAGCACAAUACUGGAGAGGUUGACGCGGCUGGACAAGGCAGGAUCUACUUGCCCGGCACGAUCAUUCUAGCACAGCACCCGGCUAAGCUUCGCAGAGACUCUGUCGCAACCCUUGAUCCAUUCGCGUUUGAUACCAAAUUAGAGUCACCGGGAAGACGAACGUCGGAGCUGGUGGGGUUGGACGGCAUUGCCAUGUUUUUCGAUGGGUUUGGUGUUGUCGCGGAGGUGACAGAGAUGACCCUGGACAGGUACUGGCUUCGAGAAGGCUGUGAGCCAACCGAUGGUGUUGUCGACGACUUUGAUGCCGACGCGCGCAACUCAAUUAGUCCUGUAUCAGUCGGUGACUAUGUAGGACUUUGGCUAAGCCGUUCUAUACCUAUACAGCUAUUGCCUAGUCGAUGUUUUGCUCGGUCAACGAGCCAAAGAGUGGCUCAUAGUGACCGGGGCUCAAAGUUUUCCUUGUCGUCAGCGUCAUCUGCCGCUUCUGUGCCUCCACCAGAGAAGCGCAAGCGGAGCAGGCUGAGGGACCUGCUGUCACCAGGCCUUCCUGGCUCAGCCUUCCUCAAGGCCCCUGCAAGCUGGGGACAGCAGACGGAGAAAGCGUGA